CUUCCACGAACAAGUGCGUUUAUUUUUUUCUUUUUUCAACUUCCAUCCAAUAAGCUUUGAAAAGAAAUGCGAAUUUUCCGAUUCUAAUGGCAGAUGCAUGUUUUAGCAUUGCCUAGAAAGAAAAGGAAAAACUGAAACCAAAAUGCACACACUCUCACGCACCGCAAUACACACACACAGAAUUAGUUACGCAAACACAUAGAAUAAAAGAGAGUCUGUUUCAGAUCUGAAAGAAAGUUUUGAUCCUCGGUCAAAGCACAAAAAAAAAAGAGAAAAAAAAAAUCAAUUUCUGUUUGUUUCCCGGGAAAAUUUAGAACUAUGGAGAAGUUCAUAGAGAACUUGCCCCCCAUGGAUCUGAUGCGCUCCGAGAAGAUGACCCUUGUCCAGCUCAUCAUCCCCGCCGAGUCCUCUCACCGAGCCGUCUCUUACCUCGGCGAACUCGGCCUCCUCCAAUUCCGUGAUUUAAAUGCUGAUAAAAGCCCUUUCCAACGAACAUUUGCUAAUCAGGUGAAGAGAUGUGCAGAGAUGUCAAGAAAGCUACGAUUCAUUAAAGAUCAAAUUAGUAAAGCCAAUCUACUAUCUUCUAUGCGUCCUGUUAUGCAACCCGAUAUUGAGCUGGAAGAAUUAGAGAUACAGCUUGCUGAGCAUGAGCAUGAGCUAAUUGAAAUGAACUCUAAUAGUGAGAAACUUCGACAAUCGUAUAAUGAGCUCCUGGAGUUCAAGAUAGUAUUGCAAAAGGCAGGAGACUUUCUUGUAUCAAGUGGUAGUCAUGCAGUUUCAGAAAGAGAAUUAGAUGAGAAUGUAUACUCAAACAAUGACUAUGUUGAGACAUCGUCAUUAAUUGAACAGGAGAUGAGACCUGGAAGAUCAGACCAAUCAGGUUUGAGAUUUAUUAGUGGGAUUAUAUGUAAAUCCAAAGCUCUUAGAUUUGAAAGGAUGUUGUUUCGUGCGACGAGGGGCAAUAUGCUUUUCAAUCAGGCACCAGCAGAUGAAGAUAUUGUGGAUCCUGUAUCACGUGAAACGGUUGAGAAAACAGUAUUUGUAGUCUUUUUUUCAGGGGAGCAGGCAAGAACAAAGAUUCUUAAAAUUUGUGAAGCAUUUGGGGCGAACUGUUAUCCUGUUCCUGAAGAUAUUACUAAGCAGAGGCAAAUAACUAGAGAAGUUUCAUUACGUCUUUCUGAUUUGGAGACCACUUUGGAUGCUGGGAUCCGUCAUCGAAAUAAGGCCCUUACUUCCAUAGGCAUGCACCUGGUGAAAUGGAUGAACAUGGUAAGAAGGGAGAAAGCUGUAUAUGAUACAUUGAAUAUGCUAAAUUUUGAUGUGACAAAAAAAUGUCUUGUUGGAGAGGGCUGGUGUCCUAUAUUUGCAAAGGCUCAGAUUCAGGCUGCACUGCAACGUGCGACAUUUGAUAGCAGUUCACAAGUGGGCAUUAUAUUUCACACGAUGGAUGCUGUAGAAUCACCUCCCACAUAUUUCAGAACUAACAAAUUCACAAAUGCAUUUCAGGAAAUUGUCGAUGCAUAUGGUGUCGCGGGAUAUCAAGAAGCAAAUCCUGCAGUUUACACUGUUAUUACAUUUCCAUUUCUUUUUGCUGUGAUGUUUGGGGAUUGGGGUCAUGGAAUAUGCUUGUUGCUGGGAGCAUUAGUUCUCUUAGCUCGUGAAAGUAAGCUUAGUACACAGAAACUUGGAAGCUUUAUGGAGAUGCUAUUUGGUGGGCGUUAUGUACUUCUUUUGAUGUCACUAUUUUCAAUUUACUGUGGGUUGAUUUACAAUGAAUUCUUCUCGGUUCCUUAUCACAUAUUUGGUGGUUCUGCUUACAAAUGCCGAGAUACUACGUGCAAGGAUGCGUACACUGUUGGCUUAGUCAAAUACCAAGAUGCAUACCCAUUUGGUGUGGAUCCCAGUUGGCGUGGAAGCCGUUCGGAGCUGCCUUUCUUGAAUUCUCUGAAAAUGAAGAUGUCUAUUUUGUUGGGCGUGGUCCAGAUGAACUUAGGAAUUAUAUUAAGUUACUUCAAUGCACGUUUUUUUAGCAGCUCACUGGACAUAAGGUACCAGUUUGUGCCUCAGGUGAUCUUUCUUAACAGCCUUUUCGGGUAUCUUUCACUUCUUAUCAUCAUAAAGUGGUGCACCGGUUCUCAGGCAGACCUCUAUCAUGUAAUGAUAUACAUGUUUUUGAGUCCCACUGACAAUCUUGGUGAGAAUCAGUUAUUUUGGGGCCAAAGACCGCUUCAGAUUAUUUUGUUGCUUUUAGCUCUUAUUGCAGUUCCAUGGAUGCUUUUUCCAAAACCUUUUAUUUUGAAGAGGCUUCACACGGAGAGAUUCCAAGGCCGCGCCUAUGGCAUUCUUGGUACCUCUGAGAUGGAUCUUGAUGUGGAACCUGACUCUGCAAGGCAACAUCAUGAGGAGUUUAAUUUUAGUGAGGUCUUUGUGCACCAAAUGAUACACUCCAUAGAGUUUGUUCUUGGUGCUGUUUCAAAUACGGCAUCAUAUCUUCGACUGUGGGCUUUAAGCUUAGCUCACUCAGAAUUGUCGACUGUUUUCUAUGAGAAAGUCCUCCUCCUUGCCUGGGGGUAUGACAACAUUGUCAUCCGGUUAGUGGGGCUAGCUGUUUUUGCCUUUGCGACUGCUUUUAUUCUACUCAUGAUGGAGACUCUUAGUGCUUUUCUUCAUGCCCUGCGUCUUCAUUGGGUGGAAUUUCAAAACAAGUUUUAUCAUGGUGAUGGCUACAAGUUCAGACCUUUCUCUUUUGCCUCCUUAAGUGAGGAUGAGGAUUAAUUCACCCAUCCAUAAAUCCUUUUGCUUUUAGUUUCUGGAAAGAAAUAUAGUAUAGAGAGGUGGGAGCAUCUACGACAAUAGAAGAAGCCUAAUUGGACAUUUGUCCUGUUUUGGCUGGCAAAGAAUUGGCACUGCUUUGCUAACACUGCUUGAUUUUGACUUAGUAAAAUCGUGGCUCAUAUUCUUUGGAUUUAUUGCAUAAAAAGGUUCUGCUUAACCUUCCUUUGAGAGAUAAUUCUCUUCUUUUUCAGAUGAAAAGAAAUAUUUUUUUGGGGGUUGAAGGCUUAGAUUCGCAUUUUGUAAAGAUGAGUUGGAGAUACAUGCAGCAUUCCUGGAUUUUGGGUCUUUGGGGAUAUGCAGGUUUACAAAAUUUUGUAUACACACACAAAAGCUCGAUUCUGUUAGGAUUCUUUGUAAUUUUUCAAUGUAUUGGUUAAUCACAGUUCUACUAAGCCCCAUUUUUGUAAGGAUCUAUUAUUUAGAUAAUCCAAGUUAAUUCUAUCUGCCUACAACCA
Messenger RNA from Quercus robur (English oak), 3290 nucleotides. Its product is annotated as V-type proton ATPase subunit a1. Gene Ontology annotation, molecular function: ATPase binding; proton-transporting ATPase activity, rotational mechanism. The transcript is spliced from 18 exons. Lineage: Eukaryota; Viridiplantae; Streptophyta; Magnoliopsida; Fagales; Fagaceae. Bases 319 to 2775 code for a protein of 818 amino acids. The record is from RefSeq and is a predicted model, not a curated record. Gene Ontology annotation, cellular component: vacuolar proton-transporting V-type ATPase, V0 domain; vacuolar proton-transporting V-type ATPase complex. Gene Ontology annotation, biological process: vacuolar acidification; proton transmembrane transport.